CGGAUCUUUGAGAAUAACUGGAAUUUGGAAGAAACAAAAGAUUGUGCUAGAGGAAAAUUUUGGCAUCCAAAAUAGGAGUAGGAGUACUAAUAGAGGAAAUGAGUGAACAUUAUUUUACUAAUAACGUAAAUAUUAGUAAUAAUUCUCAAAAAUACUCUCUUUUUUUUUUUUUUAAUUUACCAUUACAUCAUAUCGAGAUUAUAAUUUGAAAAUUGCAAUCUGAAGGUUAAGUAAUACUAGUAUUUUUGUUCGUGGACUGGAGUACAGUGUACUGAAGUGGAGGCAAAAUGAAGUGGUACUUCAGAAAAUCAUCAUUUUCUUCACUAAUUCUUGGCCAUACAAUUGCCUCAGCACAAUUUGAUCAACAGCCCUGUAAUCCUUCUAUGACACGUGGAAUCCAAUGAGUGGUGGGAUAUCCUUCUUUUCUUCCACGUCACCCCCCUCCCCCAACCAAAGCCCCAUACCAGACCAGCCACAUUGCACCUAUUGAUGAUGAAAUAUGACAAAUUCAAUCAAAAUUAGCUAGUACUGUACUACACUUUCCUCAUCUUAUGGUAUAGCUAAAUAGUUUUCAGUCAACUUCCCUUAAGAAUCCAUAGAAAAUUCAGUGUAAAUUGUGAUAAGGAAUUAUACUAUGGAGGCAAUUAAUGCAGUAAGAUUGACACCUCUUUCUGUUCUUUCUGAUAGAAGAAAUGAGUCCAAGAAAAUCCCAUCAUACCCCAUAUCUUUCCCAUUCAAGAAUCUUUAUUCAGUGGAGAAUUUAUCAAGAAAUGUUCAAGGGGGUAUAGUACUUCUAUCUUCAGCUCUAAGUACAGGCUUAGCUAAAGCAUUAACAUUUGAGGAGACAAUCGAGCAAUCUACAACAAGUCCAGCUGCUGAAUUUGAUGCAGCUGCUGUUGUAGAAACAGUGACCACUUUUGCAUCAGAGAAUCCUGCAAUUAUAGCUGGUGGAUUUGCUGCUUUGGCUUUGCCUAUAGUUUUGUUUCAGGUUCUUGGGAAGCCUCCCAAGUCAUGGGGUGUUGAGUCUGCCAAGACAGCUUAUGCAAAAUUGGCUGAUGAUGCUGGUGCACAGCUUCUUGAUAUCAGAGCACCUGGUGAAUUGAGGGGAGUUGGGAGUCCAGAUAUUAAGGGUUUGAAGAAGAAGCCAGUUACGGUUGCUUACAAGGCUGAAGAUAAGCCUGGUUUCUUAAAAAAGCUGUCUUUGAAGUUCAAGGAGCCAGAGAAUACCACAUUGUUCAUUCUAGACAAAUUUGAUGGGAACUCUGAACUGGUUGCGGAGCUAGUCACAGAAAAUGGAUUUAAAGCUGCUUAUGCAAUCAAAGACGGUGCUGAAGGAGCCCGGGGAUGGCUGAACAGCAGCCUUCCUUGGAUUGUUCCUAGCAAAUCAUUGAGUCUCGAUCUGAGCAAUCUGUCCGAUGCUCUUGAUGGUAUUCUUGGGGAAGGUCCUGAUGCUGUUACUGUGGGCUUAGGUGCUGCUGCAGUUGCUGGGCUAGGGCUUUUAGCCUUUUCAGAGGUAGAAACAAUUCUCCAACUGUUGGGUUCUGCUGCACUUGUCCAACUGGUUGGCAAGAAACUCCUGUUCGCAGAGGACAGAAAGAAAACUUUGCAACAAGUUGAUGAGUUCCUCACCACUAAGGUUGCUCCACAGGAGCUAGUAGAUGAGAUUAAGGAAAUAGGGAAGGCUGUCCUUCCAGACUCGGUGAGUAGCGAUGCUGUACCUGCACCUGCAGAGGCAAGCCCUGCUGCAGCUACCAGCACUGUUGAUAAAACUGAAUCGGUUGCUAAGGAGGAAACUGCACCUCCUAAAGUAGAAGCAACUUCCUCGCCUACUCCAGAAGUCAAUUCAGUCCCUAACGCUGAAGUGGAAGGAGAUGCACUACCUAAAAGUUCAAGGCCACUUUCACCUUAUCCUAAUUAUCCUGAUCUCAAGCCUCCAACAUCGCCGAUGCCUUCACAACCAUAGAACUGGUGGACUGCAGGUUGCCGUAUAGCCUAGCUGAAAAUAAGGCAUAGCUAGCUGUAUCCUAGUUUGUAAUGGAAGCUCCUCAUUUGUGAAAUUUUGAAUAUUACAUAACAUGCAUUUGAAGAGAAUUUCAGCAGUGCCUAUAGAGAUCCUGGUUCUCAACACUAUAUAUAUAUAUAUGUAUUGUAUUCCAUCUUUGUAGAAUAUUAUUGGGUAUCAUGUAGAUACAGAUCUUUAUCA
Capsicum annuum is the source of this 2203-nucleotide messenger RNA. Its product is annotated as rhodanese-like domain-containing protein 4, chloroplastic. The coding region runs from base 635 to 1963 and encodes 442 amino acids. The record is from RefSeq and is a predicted model, not a curated record. The transcript is spliced from 8 exons. Lineage: Eukaryota; Viridiplantae; Streptophyta; Magnoliopsida; Solanales; Solanaceae.